Molecule: messenger RNA, 2391 nt
Organism: Anisakis simplex (herring worm)
Lineage: Eukaryota; Metazoa; Nematoda; Chromadorea; Rhabditida; Anisakidae
Source: the annotation of a GenBank genome assembly
AUGGCAUCCGAUCUGCGUGAAGAGACGGUGGUCAACUAUCUUAGAACUCAUCCGCAUUUUCUUGAAAAUUAUGUUACCGGGGCGAAUAUCUCAAGAGAAACGUUUCAAAGGUGGGCUACACGCCGAAGUGCGAAACUGCGGCAAGAUAGUCGAAAGAGUGUUACUGGACCUUGGCUGUGCGACGACCUAUCAACUCGAGUUAUGGUGAUUGCCGAGAAGAGCGGUGAUGUGGCGACAUUGUUAUUCGAACUCGCAUGUUCAUGUGCACAGUUCGUUCGCACCGAGCAAUUCGACGUGUACUUACAUAAGGGCGAUAUGAGUUUCAUACUGUCUCAUAACGAUGAUAUGGUCAUACUCAAAAAGCCGCCUAAAAUACGUAAAACACCAAUACACAUUCAAGAACUGGUCGAUUGUUGUGGAAGUCUCAUUGGUGAAAUCAAUUUUUAUCGUAUCCUUAGUGAUCGUGAUCGUCUUGCCGUACGCAUCAUAUGCACAUGGGGUUGCGCAGCAUUUUAUUUCUCGCAGCAGAAUUCGACAAUGAACGGUGGCAAUAACAGUGGCGACGAGUUGAAUGACCGCCAAGUGCAUGAGCGGAAGCUGAGCGCGUUUUUAUUGGAUGUUGCAAAGUAUGAACUGAUGAAUCCAUUUGGUAUAUCCCUGAUUAGGUCGAUAUUUCAGGAUAUUGUUAGCAUGGAUACGGUUAUUAUGAAGGUGAUGAACUUCGCUCAAAAGCUCACGAAUGCGGACCGUGCUUCAUUGUUUCUUGUUGAUCAAAAGACGAACGAACUUUAUGCACGUAUUUUUGACGUUGGUAUGGGUGAAGACGAGCACGUUAACAUCAACGAGGAUGGUCAUAAGGAGAUAAGGCAUGAUUUCUAUCUCAGCAUUGCAGAGGUAUGUAUAAGAACCAAAGUUUACGAGCAAAAUGCACGUUCAUCAGUAGCACGGUACGAGCAUCAAAGUAAACGUGAAUCGAGCAGUGAAGCGAACACAUUAAUGAAGUUUCCAGCUGGUAAGGGAAUUGGUGGAUAUGUGGUUUCCACUGGAAAGGGACUAAAUAUCGAGAAUGCAUAUGAAGACCCUCGUUUCAAUAAGGAAAUUGAUCAAAAAACAGGCUACAAAACAAGAAAUAUUCUAUGCAUGCCGAUUUUUAUACGUGGAUCGGUAAUUGGCGUUGUGCAGAUGGUGAAUAAGAAUGAUGGUUCAUUCACGAAGCAAGACGAAAACUCUUUUGAAACGUUCGCCGUUUACUGUGGACUAGCGCUUCAUCACGCGAAACUUUACGAUAGGAUUAAACGCUCCGAGCAAAAAUAUCGAGUUGCCUUGGAAGUGCUGGCUUAUCACAGUGUCUGCAACAAAGACGAAGUAAACAAACUGAAGGCUGUGAAACUUCGAGACAGAAUCGUAGAACUGGAAACGUUUGACUUCAAUGGCAUGAAACUUUCGGAACUGGAGAAACCGUUGUACGCAGUUUAUAUGUUCAAAUCACUGUUUCAAGGCGUUAUUCGUUAUGAUUACGAUGAUCUUGUGCGCUUUAUUUUAACAGUUCGCAAAAAUUAUCGUCGUGUUGCGUAUCAUAAUUGGGCACAUGGUUGGUCGGUAGCACAUGCGAUGUUUGUUCUUCUUAAAACAACAUCGAUCUUUACUCCUAAAGAGGCAUUAGCGUUAUACGUUGCAUGCAUUUGUCAUGACUUAGAUCACCGUGGUAAAAAUAAUGCUUAUAUGAAAACAAUGAGCACACCGUUGGCUGCAGUUUAUUCGACAUCAGUUAUGGAGCACCACCAUUUCAAUCAAACUGUAACUAUUCUACAACAGGACGGUCACAAUAUUCUCAAAUCGCUUUCAUCAGAAGAAUAUAAGCGAACACUGAGUCUCAUAAAACACUGUAUUCUUGCCACUGAUUUAGCGCUCUUCUUCCCAAACAAGGCAAGACUUUUGAAAAUUGUCAAUGAAAACACACUCGAUUGGAAUGAUAACGAACACAGGGCUUUAACGCAGGCAGUGCUGAUGACAGGAUGUGAUUUGAUCGCUUCUGCAAAGCCAUGGGCAGUUCAAACCGAAACAGUUAAAGUGAUAUUUGAGGAAUUUUAUGAACAGGGCGAUGCAGAACGAAUGAAUGGCAGAGAGCCGAUCGCGAUGAUGGAUCGACAAAAAGCUCAUGAACUGCCGCAGAUGCAAGUGGGGUUCAUGAAUGGAAUUUGUAUGCCGUGUUACGAUUUGCUGUCGUGCAUUAUACCAGAAACGGAGCAACUCAAGGAGAGAUGCAAGUACAACGCCAAGAAGUGGGAAGAGCUCGCCGAAGAGCAAAAGCAUACUGCUGAGGAGAAACAAGAGACUGAUGGGGAGCAGAAGGAUAUUGAUGAAGAUGAAGCUGCAGCAACAACUAGCUAA